Messenger RNA from Xenia sp. Carnegie-2017, 1292 nucleotides. RefSeq names its product kelch-like protein 12. Gene Ontology annotation, molecular function: protein binding. Bases 16 to 1008 code for a protein of 330 amino acids. The record is from RefSeq and is a predicted model, not a curated record. NCBI's taxonomy places the organism in Eukaryota, Metazoa, Cnidaria, Anthozoa, Malacalcyonacea, Xeniidae. The transcript has a single exon.
ACAGUGACCAAAGAAAUGAAAGAAAUGAAAGCCAUGAUGUUUCAAAUGUUGGAAAAGAUGAAUAUAAAUGAACAACAUGUUCAAACAUUGACAUCACCAGUUGAAAUGGUCAUGAACUCUGUAAAAUGUGAUAUAUUGAUUGCUGGAGGUUACCCACAUGGUUCCUUAAAGAGUGCUGAAAUAUUUUCAUGGAAGGAGGAGAAAUGGUUUGAGAUUGCAUCAAUGGAAAAUGAACACAUGGAUGCUUCAUCAUUUAUUUAUAAUGAUACUUUAUUUGUUGUUGGAGGAGUGGACUGCAAGUCAAUGGAGACAUUGAAUAUAAAACAGUUUCCUUUAACAUGGAGAAAAUUUCCCACAGAGCUUCCUUAUGACUGUGAGGGUCAUCAAACUGUUGUUUAUAAAACACAAAUCUUUCACAUUGGAGAAUACAUUAUUACUAAAGGAAGAUCAGAUUUGAUCAGUGAAAUAAAAAUUACUGGUACAACAUCUAAUGUUUUGAAAGAGUUGUGUCAUAUGCCUGAACCACGUUUGAAGCAUGGAGCUGUUGUUGUUGAUGAUAAAGUUCUUAUUUUUGGAGGAUGGGGAAAAGAUGAUGAAGUUAUGUCCAGUGUUUUGGAAUUUGAUCCAAGGACUCUUACAUUCAAGGAAAUGCCUCCAUUACCUCAUCCAUUGGGCGGAAUGGCAACAGUUCAAUGGAGAGAUCAAGUUGUUCUUCUUGGAGGUGAUGAUGGAAGAAAAAGAUUGAACAGUGUUAUCAUGUAUGACACUAAGACAGGUAAGAUUACAGUCUUACCAUCCAUGUUGGAAAAGAGAUUCAACUGUUGUGCAGUUAUAACAGAUGAUACAAUUGUUGUCAUGGGAGGUGCGAAUGAUAAAGAUAAUUAUCUUAAUUCAGUGGAGUGUUUCAAAAUGGGAUGUAGUUCUUCAUGGAAAUAUCUUCCUUCAAUGAACGAGCCACGACACUUGUCCAUAGCCGAAGUUUUACCUUUUGGACAAAAGUAUGUAUAAGCAAGAAAACGUUCAUCAAACGUUAUAACUUACUAAAAAUUCUUGUAGCUUACACUGGAUGAUAAAUAUGUAAAGUUAAAUGUGUAAACCUUUAAAGCCUGUUGAGAAAUUAUUUCUCCACUGAUUCACUUUAAUGAUAUAUAUACUGUAUAUUGCAAGUUGUAUCAUAAAAUACUAUAUACAGCACAUGUCUAUCACAAACUUUGGUCACCAAUUAAGAAUUAUAUAUUUACAUGUUAUUUAUAUAAAUGGCAUUUUUCAAAUAUAUUACAUGGCUUUGCUCA